AUGAGUCUUGACAUGAAUGCUCUCCUCAUGAGACAGCAAGAGUUACUCACCCGUAUAUCCCGAGCAACGGAAAAUACGAGAAAGUUGGGCAAAUCCAACGUUACUCGAGGCAUCCUUGAAGCUCGCAUUAAAACGCUGGACUCCAACUGGGAGAAAUUUCAAGCCCAACAUGAGAUUCUCUGCACGCGAUUCUUCGCUGAACUCAGCGAAACCGAGUACUUCACAACGGAUCUGUAUGAAACCACAGAGAAUGCUUACGUUAUGCAAUGGGGCACCCUGACUGACUGGGCAACCUGCCUGACGCAAACGGAGGGAAGUGGCAAUGCAGCAACCGCCUCAGCCAGAGAGGCCACUCCGCACAACCUCCUGCCGCGCAUCAACCUGCCUCAGUUUUCGGGUGCCAUUGAGGACUGGCUCUCCUUCCGCGACCUGUUCCUCUCCGUCAUCAAUCGCCAUCACACGAUCACGGACGUUGAGAAGCUGCAUUACCUUCAAACGUCCCUGCAAGAUGAAGCGGCAAAAUUAGUGAGAGACAUACCUCUAAUCCACGGCAAUUUUGAGCGAGCCUGGGUUACGCUCCGGGAGUUUUACGAAAAUCAGCGAGUCUUGGUUCGCUCCAACUUCGCCGCUUUCACGGCUCUCGCAAAGAUGAAGAGCGAGUCCGCGAUCGAGCUGCGACGAAUCUUCCACGGCAUGACGAACACCAUGAACGCUCAGGAGAGCCUCGGUCGACCGAUCGCCACUCACGGCAUGGAUCUUUUCGUCCACAUCGCGGUCGAGCUCCUUGAUCCGCAAACUCGUCGCGACUGGGAGACCACCAUCCGGACAUCGUCGAAGCCUCCCGAGUACGACACCUUCCGAACCUUCGUCAUCGAGAAGAUGCGCUCGCUCGAGGCUCUCUCGCCGGUCACAUCCAAGGGUGAGUCCAAGACCAGCCAAGCCAAGGCUAGCGGCACGCGAUCCGCGAAGUCUAACCAUGCCAAGACCACCUCGGGAUCGGGCAGCUGCGUGGUGUGCAAGAACUCACACUACCUGAUGGGCUGUAGUGAAUUUCGAGCGAAGACUCCGAGCGAGAGAAAGAGCAUAGUUGAGAGCAAGAACCUAUGCUCUAACUGCUUAGGCAACCACCCUAUUGCCAAGUGUCCGUCGACCAAGACGUGCAUCAUCUGCAACGCGAAGCACCAUUCGCUGCUGCACGAUGGCACCUCCAAACCAGCGGUCGCCGAGGCCAGCACCCUCACGGCAGUGCAGCAUGGCGACGAUCGCAAGGCCAUUCUGCUGGCCACCGCACGCCUCUCCAUCACUGACCGCCAUGGAAAUCAGCAACCGGUGAGAGCUCUGAUUGAUCAGGGCUCAGAGGUCUCGCUGAUCUCCGAGGCGCUGGCGCAACGACUCAAGCUGCAGCGCUCCAAGUCGACCUUCACCAUCUUCGGCAUCGGGGGGACUCGUUCCGGCCAGGCUCGAGGGAAGGUCACCCUGCAGCUCACAUCAAAGGUGACUGGAGCAACAGUCACCGCGGUCGCCGUCGUUUUGCCGCAGCUGUCGCUCUACCACGGCACAGGCCUGCGACAGAUCGACGCCUGGCCGCACCUCCUCAACCUUCAAUUGGUUGAUCCUCAGUUCUCGGCCACUGAUCCAGUCGAGCUGCUGCUCGGCGCCGAGGUCUGCUCAGUCAUCCUUGAGGAGGGCCUUCGAAAAAGCGAUCCUGAGGCGCCCAUUGCCCAGCGCACCGCUUUCGGCUGGAUCAUCUCCGGCGGCGCGACCGCAGCGUCGCUGCACGGAGCUUCGUCCUGCCACGCCGCGAUCGACCACGAUCUCACUAGCCUGGUGCAAAGGUUCUGGGAACAGGAGGCGGAGACUAAGCCGGUCGCCGCCCUGACUCCUGCCGAGCAAGACUGA
Molecule: messenger RNA, 1899 nt
Organism: Temnothorax curvispinosus
Lineage: Eukaryota; Metazoa; Arthropoda; Insecta; Hymenoptera; Formicidae
Exons: 2
Coding region: 1-1899 (632 amino acids)
Biological process (GO): proteolysis
Molecular function (GO): aspartic-type endopeptidase activity
Source: RefSeq, a predicted model, not a curated record